UUUCAGCUUCUAUCAUCAUGUUUAAUACAAAGAGGUAAAGAUGUGGAUGGCCUCUUCGGUUUUCUAUAUGAAGAUAUCGUCAAGGAGAUACAAAGAGCUAAGAAACAUGUAAGUAUCUUCCUAUUCAUUUAUGUAGUUUUAUCAUUCUUGAAUAUAUGCACAGUAUGUCCACUGCAUAAGUGUUUUCUAAUUUGUAUAUUUAUUUUAGGUCCAGAAUCAGAGUUUCAAUCGGUAUGUGUGAUUUGCUACGAGGCGGUGGAUGGGUAUCCUACUAUCAAUACAUUCUGGCCGCCAUGCUGCGCCAGAGAUGCCUGGUUCCAUAGGAGCUGUUUACAGCGGAUGGCUUUAACUGCGGGCAUGCACUACUUAAAAUGUCCACUAUGCAAUGACAAGGACAACUUCUAUCAAGCCGUCGUCACGCAGGGAUACUAUGUGCCAGACAGAGACGCAGCGUGGGAGUUGGAACAAAACGCGUUCUCUGAGAUUUACGAACGUGAAAUACCUUGCUCUGCCGCCGACUGUAAAUGUCCCAUGGGACGGAGCCAUGAUGCUGACAAUGGGCCGUGGUGCAUCAAGCUGUGCCUGCUGUGCGGCAGCGACGGCGCGCACGGCGCCUGCAGCCCCGCGGCGCGCGCGCACGUCUGUGUCGACUGCGCGCCCGCCGCGCCGCCCUGCAUCGACCAGCUCGCGCGCUGCAUCGAAGUGCCGUGGUGCAUCAAGCUGUGCCUGCUGUGCGGCAGCGACGGCGCGCACGGCGCCUGCAGCCCCGCGGCGCGCGCGCACGUCUGUGUCGACUGCGCGCCCGCCGCGCCGCCCUGCAUCGACCAGCUCGCGCGCUGCAUCGAAGCAGUGAUAUCACAAGAGCAACAGCAGACAUCGUCUCGUUCCCGUCGCGGCCCCGUGAUGCCGUCCCGGAUGUCGUUACGACGGACCAAGAGAAAUACGUCACAGAAUAUGCCGUCGUGUUCAUCUGCAGGUGCUGAAGAAAUUAAACAUGAUGUCAAACCUGAGCCGCCAACAAACACAACGUUAUCGCGUCGAGAAUUAAACUUGAAACCACCGAAGAUACAAGAAACAAAUAUACUAGAAAGUCUACUGAGUAAGAAACCAAACCCAGGGAAGGAAUCACCGAGUAAAAUCGACUUGGACACGUCUGAAUGCAAAUACCAAUCGCCGAUGAAGAUGUUAGAAGAGUCAUUGAGAGUAAAAAUGAAAAAUUUGGGCGCGAAAAAUGUUAUUCUUGAUGAGGAGACAGUUGAGGGUUUACGAAGGAAGUUCCGGAAGCCGAAGCCUUUGAGGGAGAAACGGAAGAUUGUUAAUGAUAUCCUAAACGAGGUGUUCGACAAUUUGCUGAAAGAGACGAAACAAAAAGAUCCCGUCAUACAAUGGAAUUCACCGAAAAAGUACGACACCACUCCUGAAGUCAUUGCGGCUCUGGAUAACACACCACCGCCUAUAUCAAAUAAAGAAAAUACGAAAACGCCCAUCAAACAAGAAGUCGACUCCGAACAAAACACAUUUGUGACUCCAAAGAAACGUCCUGAAGCAAAUUUGGCGGCAAAAUACGAUAAGAACUCUGAAAUUUUAAGAUACACUACGUUCAAAUCACCAAAUAAACUAAAAACUGUCGAUAUAUUGAAGAAUUCAAGCUUAGAAAUCUCCGCUCCAGACGAAAUUGUGAAUAUAGACAUGAUUAAAAUAGAAAAUAUGGAAAAUGAGGAUUUUAUUAAGAAACUUGGACUAAAAUCGCCGGAGAAGAGCGAGAAAUGCGCUUUCAAGUUUAGUCCGUAUAAUAAAGAAGUGUUGGAGAGCCAGAAUAUAGACAUAGACGUCGAAAGUUUCAAAGACCAAUACCUAAAUGAAGUAGGCUUGCAAAGAACUAAAAAAGAAGAUAGAAAAGAGGUAGAAACAGUCAAUAAUACAACCAAGAAAAGCCGUAAACGAAAACUAAAUGAUGAUUUCGUGUUAAAAGUCGAGUCUAAGAAACGCAAAAAGAAUAGGAAAGAUAUAUCUAUUAAGGAUAAAAAUAUAAAAGUCAAAAUCCGUUGGCGGGACGAAGAAUUGAAAGUGCAGAUUAGAGAUACGAAUAAGAUUAAGAAAUCAAAGAAAUAUAAACAAUAUAUUCUAGAAUGUUCGUCCGACAAUUGCUCUACAGUGAAGCCGGAUAAGGAAAUCACUCCAUUGCGUCGAAAAUAUAAAAAACAAGAUAAGUCCCCGGAUAAUCUGAUUCAAACGUCUAUACAGAAAUUUUUCAAAGUUAAAUCUAAUGAAUAAACGUCAUUUGUUGUUAUCAUGUUAAAAAACAGUAGUCAUAAUAUGGCGAAAUACUCAAACGUUACUCAAUUUGAAGUCGCGCUUAUGUAUACAUAGUUCUGUCACUACAGACUUUGUAAAA
Spodoptera litura is the source of this 2395-nucleotide messenger RNA. NCBI's taxonomy places the organism in Eukaryota, Metazoa, Arthropoda, Insecta, Lepidoptera, Noctuidae. The record is from RefSeq and is a predicted model, not a curated record.